Drosophila willistoni is the source of this 1747-nucleotide messenger RNA. RefSeq names its product ubiquitin thioesterase OTU1 (gene Yod1). The record is from RefSeq and is a predicted model, not a curated record. The coding region runs from base 117 to 1202 and encodes 361 amino acids. Gene Ontology annotation, biological process: endoplasmic reticulum unfolded protein response; protein deubiquitination. Gene Ontology annotation, molecular function: cysteine-type deubiquitinase activity. Lineage: Eukaryota; Metazoa; Arthropoda; Insecta; Diptera; Drosophilidae. Gene Ontology annotation, cellular component: cytosol; nucleus. The transcript has a single exon.
CAAUGGUUUUGCAGCUCUAGUUGUCAAAGUAAAUAAUUACCAAAAAAAAAGAUUCUUGAAGUUAUAUAUAUUCACAUACAUAUAACAAAUUCUAUAACAAAUUUCAAGUUGAAAAUAUGACUGGUUCAACGUUCAGUGUGAAACUUAAAUCAAAAAAGGGUCAAUUUAUCGUUAGCGACCUGUGCGAGGCCACAACAUUAAAGGAUCUGAAGACCCGGAUAGUCGAGGCAACUGCCAUAGAAGAGCAAAAACUGCAUAUUUUGGUGGGCUAUCCGCCACGCCCGCUGGAUCUCAAGCAAGAUAAGGAGAAACUGAAGAAUCUCGGAAUUAAAAGCGGCGAGACUCUUAUCGUGGAGGAGAAGGCACUUCCAGCUAAUUUAUCAACCCUUGAAGAGGACGAGGCGCUGGCGCGUCGUCUGCAGGCUGAAGAAGAUGCCGCCAAUUUGGACCAAGUGCGUCAACAUCAGGUAUCGAGCACGAGUACGAGUAGCACACCAGCUCCGCCUUUAGCAUUACGUACUCAAAAUGCUUCUGCUGCUGUGACCCAAAGUGUCGAGGAGCCACUGGCUGUGCCCUCCAAUGGUGACUUUAAUGGCAUCCUAUUGAAAAAGGUAGUGCCAGCGGAUAAUUCCUGCCUAUUCACCAGCAUUCGUUUCGUACUCAAUGGCAAAGUGGAUACCAGCGAGGGUAGCGAAAUGAUGCGUCAUAUAAUCGCCCAAGAGGUGGCCGCCGAUCCUCAACAAUAUAAUGAUGCCGUCUUGGGUAAAUCCAAUUCAGAAUACUGCUCCUGGAUCCAAAAAGCCGACUCCUGGGGUGGUGCCAUUGAAGUGUCCAUAUUAUCCAAUUAUUAUGGCAUUGAAAUCGAUGUGGUUGAUAUACAAAAUGCCAUAAUCAAUCGCUUUGGUGAGGAUAAGAAUUUCGGUUUGCGUGUCUUCCUACUCUUCGAUGGCAUACACUAUGAUCCGCUUUAUAUGGAAACUGCCACAAGUCCGGAUCGUCCGGCUACCAUAUUCCCCGUGGAGGAGAUAUCCGUCUAUCAACAGGCCGAGCAAUUGGCCAAUGAGGCAAAAUCUUCACGUCAAUUUACCAAUGUGGAUAAAUUCAACUUGCGCUGCAUGCAAUGUGAUGUUAUGCUAGUGGGACAGCAACAGGCCCAGCAGCAUGCCGAGUCCACUGGACACGCUGAAUUUGGAGAAAUUUAAUACGUCCUGAUCUUUGGCUUUAUUUAUAUUUUGGCUUUUAUUCUGUUUGCCUAUUACAUACUCACCACCUAACCCACAACGAGAAAGAAAGAGAGAGAGAGAGAGUGCGAGAACGAGAACAAGAACGAGAUGGAGAGCUAAAGAGGGCAAGGGCAAGGGAGAGAUGAGAUAAAAGUUAAAAAAUUGUUAUACCCUUUGCAAUGCAUACAAACAAAUGAAUUAUACAAUUUGUCCGCCUGUCCGAACUAUUUCUAAAAAAUGUUCAAUGCACUUUGUAUAUAUAUCUCUAUUCAUUUAUCUAAUACAUUAUGCAAACAAAUUGUUAAAAUAGAAAGUAAAAAUUAGUCAAUUUGAUCAAAUUUGGGCACCUGCUUGGGGUAUGGAAACUUCGGCAUAAUUCGGAGUUAGCCCAAAAUCCUCUGGUUAUAGAUAAAUUAUUUUUUAUAAUUUUGUUCAUUUAAAAUUAAUUUUUCUCCUAAAACUAUAUUAUAAUUCUUUUUAUAAUUUCUCAUUUAACCUCACAUUUAAAAAAAAAAAAUACAAAA